UAUAAUCCUAAAGACAUUGCCAUUAGUUUUGGUGAGAUUUUACAUUUAAUGAUUUUUGCGCCUAAAAUAAAGGGCGGCCAAACACACAAAUUAUGGGGAAAGGAUCCGACCGUCUUCCGCCUCUCCCCGAGGCGUGACAUUUACGCGCUACAUUGACACGUGGGACCACGUGCACUGUAAAGUGCGAGAACAGCAGUGGGAAAAAAGGUUUCUUUAUCACCGAAAAAUUAACCGUUGGAAAUGACACGCGUCGCCAAACGCGACCACCUGUCCUCGUCAACCUCCUUUGGAUUCUCGCCCUCACUAUUCCUUGUUUGUGAGCUCGGCUUGGGUUGCUCUGUUUUUAAGGGAAAGAAUACAUUGCUCCUGCCUCUCUCUCUCUCUCGCUCGCUCGCUCGCUCCCCUAGUCCCAGUCUCCAUGUGAACCCGUGAUUCGGUUUUGAUUCUUGCCCCAGACCUGCAAGAGAGCCCAAUUGAGGCAAACGGAUCCUAAUUCUCCAAUGGGAUGUCGCCGAAUUUAGCAAUGUUGAUACAAUCCGGCGAAAUUUCUAUCCUUAUCGUCCUUUGCUUAUCUCUGUUACUGUCAUUUUCCGGCAAUGGCGUGGCCGGUGCUUCAACGGCGUUCAACUUCGGAACACUAACUCUGAGUAGCUUGAAGCUUCUCGGAGACGCCCACUUGAACAAUGGGAGUGUGCGGCUCACUCGCGACCUUCCUGUCCCCAACUCUGGCGCCGGCAGGGCUCUGUACAGCAAACCCGUCAGAUUCCGGCAGCCGGGGAGCGUAUCGGCGACGUCGUUCUCGACCACCUUCUCAUUUUCCAUCGCGAAUCUGAACCCUUCAUCGAUCGGCGGCGGACUCGCCUUCGUCAUUUCACCGGACGACGAAACAAUCGGCGGCGCCGGCGGGAUGCUCGGACUGGCCGACGACAAGGGUCUUUCCACAGGUUUCGUAGCCGUGGAGUUCGAUACUCUUAUGGAUGUGGAGUUCAAAGAUAUCAAUGGAAACCAUGUGGGUCUGAACCUGAACAGCAUGGUCUCGUCGCAGGUCGUCGAUUUGGAGGCUCGCGAGAUCGAUCUCAAAAGCGGCAAUCUCGUUAACGCUUGGAUCGACUACGACGGACCGUCUCAGGUUUUCAAUAUAUCUGUUUCUUACUCGAAUCUGAAGCCAAGAGAACCUCUUUUGUCCUUUGAUCUCGAUCUGGUUCAGUUCGUGAAUGAUUUAAUGUACGUAGGCUUCUCUGGUUCGACUCAGGGGAGCACAGAAAUUCACAGUAUAGAGUGGUGGAGCUUCAGUUCAUCGUUCGAUUUGGGUUUGAGUUCUGGGUUAUCGUCUCCGCCAUCUCCAGUGACGAACUCUGUGAACCCACCUCCUCCUUCUUUGACUCCUCCUUCUUUGGCUCCUUCCGUAUCAAAGUCACCAGAACAGAGCAGUAAGUCAUCGUCUUGCCAUAACCAGCUCUGUAAACAGGGACCGGGAGCUGUCGCCGGUGUGGUAACAGCCGGAGCUUUUUUUCUCGCCUUGUUUGCGGGUGUUCUCAUCUGGGUGUUUUCUAAGAAAUUCAGACGUCUGAAGAGAUCUGACCCGGUUGCCUCCGAAAUCAUCAAAAUGCCAAGAGAAUUCCCCUACAAAGAGCUCAAAGCGGCCACGAAUUGCUUCAAUUCCAACAGAAUUAUAGGCCACGGCGCCUUUGGGACAGUCUACAAGGGCAUACUACCCGAAACCAACGACAUUGUCGCUGUGAAGAAAUGUAGUCACAGUUCACAGGGAAAGAACGAAUUUUUAUCAGAGCUAUCCAUAAUUGGGACUCUCAGGCACCGGAAUCUAGUUCGUCUUCAGGGUUGGUGCCACGAGAAAGGCGAAAUUUUACUAGUUUACGACUUAAUGCCCAAUGGGAGCCUCGAUAAGGCCCUGUUCGAAGCAAGAACCACUCUCCCAUGGCCGCACAGAAGAAAAAUUCUGAUGGGCGUUGCCUCGGCUUUAGCAUAUCUGCAUCAAGAAUGCGAAAAUCAGGUAAUUCACAGGGACAUUAAGACCAGCAACAUAAUGUUGGACGAAGGGUUCAACGCGAGGUUAGGAGAUUUUGGUCUCGCGAGACAAGUUGAGCACGACAAGUCGCCUGAUGCGACGGUGGCCGCGGGUACAAUGGGCUACUUGGCGCCGGAGUACCUCCUCACGGGCAGAGCCACCGAGAAAACCGACGUGUUCAGCUACGGUGCGGUGGUUCUGGAGGUGGCCAGCGGAAGAAGACCCAUUGAGAGAGAGAUCAUUGGGGUCGGAAAAGUUGGGAACAACAGCAAUUUGGUGGAAUGGGUUUGGGGUUUACACAGAGAAGGAAGGUUGUUAAUGGCGGCCGAUGGGAGAUUAGAGGGAGAAUUUGAUGAAGCAGAGAUGAGGAAGGUGCUUCUGGUUGGGCUGGCCUGCUCGCACCCUGACCCAUUGGUUCGACCCACGAUGAGGAGUGUGGUUCAGAUGCUGGUGGGCGAGGCCGAGGUCCCAAUUGUCCCAAGGUCCAAACCCUCCAUGAGUUUCAGCACCUCCCAUCUGCUGCUGUGCCUGCAGGACUCCGUUUCUGACUGCAAUGGCAUGAUCACCGUCUCUUCCUCCUCAUCAGAUCACAGCUUCAAUGGCGUGGAUCUGGUCUGAUUCAAAACCAAGGGUUCAGAUUAAUUAAAUUAACUUGUUUGUGAGUAAUGGUCCUUUCAGGAAUCAUUACUUGUAAGUAUUUGUUGUUUAUUUAUUUAUAUUCUUUUGUUUCUAUGUAAAACAACAGCACAAUAACUUUACCAAUGCAAUGAAUGUGGCCGGGAAAGCCAUUUUUGUGUUUUA
Molecule: messenger RNA, 2827 nt
Organism: Malania oleifera
Lineage: Eukaryota; Viridiplantae; Streptophyta; Magnoliopsida; Santalales; Ximeniaceae
Product: L-type lectin-domain containing receptor kinase VIII.1
Exons: 1
Coding region: 506-2644 (712 amino acids)
Biological process (GO): protein phosphorylation
Cellular component (GO): plasma membrane
Molecular function (GO): protein kinase activity; ATP binding; carbohydrate binding
Source: RefSeq, a predicted model, not a curated record